GCGGCAGGGCUGGGAGGCGGCGGCGGCGGCGGGAGCUGCCUCCUCUCCAGGCGGCGGCGCUGACUGAUCUGGCUAACCGGGCUUCUGUGUAAACUGAGGCUAAACAAACACAGAUGGAGCGCAGCGGGCGUGCUCCGGCACUGCUGGCGCGGCGGCAACCACUUCAGAUGACACUCUGAGCGCUCCGGGAGCGGACAGCGCGGCGGCUUCGGGGAGCCCGCGGCGCAGCUGCCCGGGGCGCGGAGGGAGGGGGAGGCGCGGGGAGGGGGGGGCUCGCGCCUGGGCGGCGGCGGAGCGCGGGGAGCGCGGGGAGCGCGGGGAGCGCGGGGAGCACGAGGAGCUCCGGGAGCCGGGCAGCCCGGGAAGCACCGGGAGCCCGCGGAGCCCACGCAGCGUGCAGAGUGCUCCCGGCUCCGCGCGCCGCCCGCGCCAUGAAGCACCUCCCGGUGCUCGAGGACGGCCCGUGGAAAGCCGUGUGCGUGAAGGAACUGAACGGUCUCAAGAAGCUCAAGCGGAAAGGCAAGGAGCCGGCGCGGCGUGCGAACGGCUAUAAAACUUUCCGAUUGGACUUGGAAGCGCCGGAGCCCGGGGCCACCGCAGCCAACGGACUGCGGGACGGGACCCAGCGGCUGCAGCCGGUCCCGGUGGCGACUCCGGGGGCGCCCACCGUCCCCCCAGGUGCGGGCGCGGACGCCGCCGGGGAGCGCCGGGCAGCCCGGGCGCCUGAGGUCUCAGACGCGCGGAAACGCGGCUUCGCGCUGGGUGCGGUGGGGCCGGGGCUCCCCACGCCGCCCCCCGCGCCCCAGGCCCCCCUGGGCCAAGCCCCCCUGGGCCCCGAGGCCCCGGCUUUCCGAGAGCCGGGUUUGCGUCCCCGCAUCUUGCUGUGCGCUCCGCCCGCGCGCCCCAUGCCCCCCGAGCCGUCCGCGCGCCCCGGGGAAAGUUCCUACUCGUCAAUCUCACACGUAAUUUACAAUAACCACGCGGAGUCCUCAGCGUCGCCUAGGAAACGACCCGAAGGGUCGGCCGCCGCCUCGGAGAUGAAAGCCCUGCAGCAGACCCGCAGGCUGCUGGCGAACGCGCGCGAGCGCACGCGGGUGCACACCAUCAGCGCCGCCUUCGAAGCGCUCAGGAAGCAGGAGUGACCAAGGAUGCUGCUGUGGGCCAGCUUUCCAGUCAGAUCUGAGGAGAAGCUGAUCCAGCCUCAUCUUUUCCAAGAUGCUGCCAGGUGCUCAGACCACCACCUCUCAGGGUUGGACAGGAACAUGCCCACCUCCCUGUCACCAUCCUACCACCCCCACCACCCCCAGCCACUCCCCAGACUUUGCACUUUGCUUUCUGCCUAGUGGGGAGGGGAGAGGUCAUCCUCCCUGUCCUGGGGUCUGAGGCCUGUCAUCAGUCUGCAGAAAGUCAUUGCCAAAGAUCCAUCAGAGAUGCUGAAUACCACAUGUUGAUAAAACACCACAGCAGAAAAGCCACAUUGUUGCUCGAGAACUUUUCCUUCACCUAUUGCCUCGGUUCCCAUCUCAAGCCAAAGCUGAGUCGGCAGUUUCACCAGGAACUUCAUGGAAGGAUGGACAUUUGGUGACUGCUGGAAAUGCUUAACCCUCUGACCAGGAACUCUCUUUCUAUACUGGGCCCUGAAUUGCCUGGGUGUGAGAUAAGUCUUCUGGGGACUUUGAGGGGGAGGCUGGGAGUGCCUAUAGAGAACAGAACCAGAGACUAAAGUCCCCUUCUCUUCCUCCCACUGGUUACCAGGCCUCUGACCCUGAGUCUCAUUUUUCUCUGGCCCCAGACUCCUACUUGGGCCCCCAGUUUCAUGAGAAGAAUGUAAAGGGCAGAGGCAGGGAGAAAGAAGAAACAUUAUUGGCCAAACAGCAACAUCCUAAAGGAUUUGCCCCAAGGCAAUCUGCCUAAGGGCUUAUCCCCCCCACCCCCACACACACAUUCAUCAGCCUCUCCUAGCCAAUGGCCCACCUCUUGGCUGGGCAAACAAGAUGGCACCCUGCUUGGAGGCCAGUGAUCUUUCACAGGCUGUGUAGCAGGGCAGAGAGGAAGAAGGAACCAGGGAAUGGGUCAUUAUGUGGGGGUGUGGUUUCAAAGCCAAGGUCUUCUACUCCCUUGUGCUCAAAAGGCCAAAGCUAUUCACAUCUGUACACAAACAUCUGCUUCAAAUUGAAGUAAAAGUCCCAACAUGUAAAGAAAACA
This is a messenger RNA of Erinaceus europaeus (western European hedgehog), 2205 nucleotides long. It is a transcript of the gene ATOH8, whose product is annotated as atonal bHLH transcription factor 8. The coding region runs from base 432 to 1142 and encodes 236 amino acids. The transcript is spliced from 2 exons. Gene Ontology annotation, molecular function: protein dimerization activity. Lineage: Eukaryota; Metazoa; Chordata; Mammalia; Eulipotyphla; Erinaceidae. The record is from RefSeq and is a predicted model, not a curated record.